AUGUCAACUUCACAGGAUGGUAUGCCAGGUGGCUACUUGGACGAAAGAAUGGCUGAUCCAGUACAGAGAUCAAGUUUACUCCAACAACACCUGCAAAGACAGCCAUAUGCACAUCUCAUCAGAGCACAUAGCUAUGCAGGAGGAGAUGAUGAUGUGGACGAUGAUGAUGAACAAAAGCAUAGAAGGGGAAAUCGAAGGAGAAGGGCAAACGAAAGGAGAAGGAGGAAUGGAUAUAGUAGUGAUGAUGAUGCUCUCAGUGUAACGACAUAUGACUCAGAAGAAGAAGCAAGAUUGGCACAGGAAGAAUGGGAAGAGAGUAUCGGACAGCUGAACCUGGCAUUACAAGUGAUGGUCUUGCCAUUCUUUGGCAAGUGGUUGGGUAGAAAGACGAGCUAUUGGCUAUUCUCCCGCUACCAACGUCUAGGCUGGACAAGGGCAUUCUUUGGCUUAGAAUGGCUAUGGACUCCAAACACAAUUCUACCCGGGCCUGCUGUAGCAUUGCUUCAACCAUAG
This is a messenger RNA of Meira miltonrushii, 513 nucleotides long. RefSeq lists its product as uncharacterized. NCBI's taxonomy places the organism in Eukaryota, Fungi, Basidiomycota, Exobasidiomycetes, Exobasidiales, Brachybasidiaceae. Bases 1 to 513 code for a protein of 170 amino acids. The record is from RefSeq and is a predicted model, not a curated record. The transcript has 2 exons. Gene Ontology annotation, biological process: protein insertion into mitochondrial outer membrane; mitochondrial outer membrane translocase complex assembly. Gene Ontology annotation, cellular component: mitochondrial outer membrane.